GCCAGAGCAGGGAAUUGUUUGGGAGUUCAGUCAUCCAAAAGCCGUCUCCCGUAUGGAGGGUCUGGCUUCCCGCAUCCCGGCGCCUCUUCCCUCCUCCUCCUCCUCCUCCUCCUUCUCCUCCUCCUCCCGCCGCGCCUGAGCUCAGCGCGGCCCCCCAUCCCCAGCCCGCAGAAAAAGCACAACCACCACCCCCAAACCAAGGGCUCCCUCACUUUCCCCUUCCCCCAAACAGGCUUUCCCCCUCUUUUUCCCUCUCUCUUUUUUCCCCUCUGUGUGUGUGCGUGCGUGUGUGUGUGUGUGUGUGUGUGUGUGUGUAGUGAAUUCCCCGCAGAUCCGGCCUGGAAGUUCCCAGCUCCUGGAGUUAAGCCUCUUUGUUGCUUCCCUUCGUUUGGGGCAUCUUUGUGUUUCCCCCCGCCUGCUCCACUGGAGACCGCGGAAUCCACCGCCACAGAUCCACUGCAUCCCCUGAGGCAGCUUAUGGGACCGUUCCCUGGGCGCCCCGGGGCACACCGCAUGGGAUGGCAAUGACACGUGGAAGUGGAAGGAGGAGGCCCAUGUCCCCCAUCCCUUGCCUCGUGCUUGCGGCCGCCAGCUGUUUUGCCAACCUGAGUGAAUCUCUGCAGGUCACAGUACAACCUGCUUCUAUUGUCCAAAAGCUCGGGGGCCCAGUCAGCCUGGGGUGUGUGGUGGACCCGCCCCGAGUGAACCUCACCUGGAGACUGAACGGGAAGGAGCUGGCUGGCUCCGACGAGCUGCUGGGUAUCCACGUGGAGCGAGGGAAGCUCGUCAUCACGGCGCUCAACAACCGCACCGUGGGGCGCUACCAGUGCAUCGCCCGUGUGCCUGAGGGAGUCAUUGCCAGUGUCCCCGCAGUGGUCACCUUAGCUAAUCUCAAAGAUUUCAAGUUCGAUGGCCAGCAUGUGAUCGAGGUGGAUGAAGGGAACACAGCUGUGAUUGCCUGCGACCUGCCUGAAAGUCACCCCAAGGCUCAGGUCCGCUACAGUGUGAAGCAGGAGUGGCUGGAGGCCUCCCGAGACAAUUAUCUUAUUAUGCCAUCUGGGAACCUUCAGAUCGUUAAUGCCAGCCAGGAGGAUGAGGGGACUUACAAAUGUGCUGCCUACAACCCCGUGACACAGGAGGUGAAAACUUCAGUCUCCAGUGAGAGGCUCCGUGUGAGACGCUCCACAGCGGAGGCAGCCCGGAUAAUUUACCCUCCCGAGGCUCAGACCAUCAUUGUCACCAAGGGCCAGAGCCUCAUUCUGGAGUGCGUGGCCAGCGGCAUCCCCCCGCCACGGGUCACCUGGGCCAAGGACGGCUCCGGCGUCUCCGCCUACAACAAGACGCGCUUCCUGCUCAGCAACCUCCUGAUCGACCCCACGAGCGAGGAGGACUCGGGCACCUACAGCUGCACGGCCGACAACGGCGUUGGGGAGGCCGGGGCCGCCUUCAUCUUCUACAACGUGCAGGUGUUUGAACCCCCGGAGGUCACCAUGGAGCUGUCCCAGCAGAUCAUUCCCUGGGGCCAGAGCGCCAAGUUCACGUGCAAGGUGCGGGGGAACCCGCAGCCCUCGGUGGUGUGGCUGCGCAACGCGGUGCCGCUGUCGGGCAGCCGCCGGCUGCGGCUGUCGCGCCGGGCGCUGCGGCUGCUCAGCGUGGGGCCCGAGGACGAGGGCAUCUACCAGUGCAUGGCCGAGAACGAGGUGGGCAGCGCCCAAGCCAUGGUGCAGCUGAGGACAGCCCGCCCGGGAGCUCCACUCAACCCCGGGCAAGAUGACCAGCUGGACUUGGCUCAACCUCCAACACUGCCUUCCAGGGACAGUGCCUUAAAGCUGCCCUUGGAUAAAGCUGGGCUGCCAAAGCCUGGGACAACCCCUCUAGCAGCAUCUCCACAGUGUGCAGCCAGCAAGGAGCUGGUGACUCCAGCCGAAGCCCCCAUCAUCCUCAGUUCUCCACGCACAUCCAAGACGGACAGCUACGACCUGGUGUGGAGACCCCGGCCUGACAGCAGAGCCCCCAUCCUGUACUAUGUGGUGAAGCAUCGCAAGCAGGUCACCAACGCCUCGGACAGCUGGGCUGUGAGGGAUGUCCCAGCCUCGCAGCACCGCCUGACCCUCACCAGGCUGGACCCCGGGAGCCUCUACGAGGUGGAGAUGGCAGCUCACAACUGUGCCGGCGAGGGACAGACGGCCAUGGUGACCUUCCGCACCGGCCGGCGCCCAAAGCCAGAGAUUGUUGCCAGCAAAGAGCAGCAGAUCCAGAGGGAUGACCCAGGCACGAGCACUCAGAGCAGUAACCAGGCCGACAACAGCCGCCUGUCCCCUCCAGAGGCACCAGACCGUCCCACCAUCUCCAUGGCAUCAGAGACAUCUGUGUACGUGACCUGGAUCCCCCGCGGGAAUGGCGGCUUCCCCAUCCAGUCUUUCCGUGUGGAGUACAAGAAAUUGAAGAAGUUGGGAGACUGGGUCCUGGCCACCAGUGACAUUCCUCCCUCUCGCCUCUCUGUGGAAAUCCCAGGCCUGGAGAAAGGCACCUCCUAUAAGUUCCGUGUGCGGGCGCUGAACAUCCUGGGCGAGAGCGAGCCCAGCGCGGCGUCUCGGCCGUACGUGGUGUCCGGGUACAGCAACCGCGCUUACGAGCGCCCCGUGGCCGGGCCCUACAUCACCUUCACGGACGCCAUCAACGAGACCACCAUCAUGCUCAAGUGGAUGUACAUCCCAGCCAGCAACAACAACACUCCCAUCCAUGGAUUUUACAUCUACUACCGCCCCACUGACAGUGACAAUGACAGUGACUACAAGAAGGACGUGGUGGAAGGAGAUCGGUACUGGCACUCCAUCAGCCACCUGCAGCCGGAGACCUCGUAUGACAUUAAGAUGCAGUGCUUCAAUGAGGGGGGCGAAAGCGAGUUCAGCAACGUGAUGAUCUGUGAAACCAAAGCUCGGAAGUCUCUUGGUCUGCCAGGUCGCCUUCCACCCUCCACAGUGCCCCCUCAGCAGCGUCCCCCACUCAGUGGUGGGCACAGUGGCUUGGGGACAGGAGCCAUGGUGGCCCGUUCCAGCGACUUGCCCUACUUGAUUGUAGGCGUUGUGCUGGGCUCCAUCGUACUCCUCAUUGUGGCUUUCAUCCCCUUUUGCCUUUGGAGAGCUUGGUCCAAGCAGAAGCAAACCAUUGACAUGAGCUUCCCAGGAGCUGGGCUGCUGGUGUCGUCCUGCCAGUACACGAUGGUGCCUCUGAGGGGCAUCUCUGCUCCUCGUGCCAAUGGACAUCCCUUUGUCAAUGGGCAGCCCUAUGCCAGCAGGACACAUCUGAAUGGCAUCUGUGCUUCCGCAGGAGUGGGCUACACGAGCACCAAGCCCCGAGAUUACAGCCCCGAUGAAGUGCCACAGGCACACGAGGAGACCAACGCCUUGCUGCAGGCAAGAGUGCUGCAGAAUGGGAGUGCCCAACAAGACUACCAGGCCUCCAGAUUGCCCAGCUCCAGAACAGAAGACAGCUCCUUCCUCUACAGUCUCCCAGAUGACUCCACUCACCAGCUUCUUCAGCCACAAGACGAAUGUCCUCACCUUCAAGAGCACUUUGUUGGCCUCCAUCAUCCAGUGAUGGGAAGCAAAGUGGGAGGCCCUAGCCUGGAUGCUCGACGGGAUACCCUCUUCCACCAAGGAAGCCCUUGCUGCUUAGGCCUGGUGCCAGUUGAAGAGGUAGAAAGACUAGAUUGCUGCCAGUCCAGAGGAGAUCUCCAUGCCCAGAAUCCGGUGGUCACAGCUUUGGGUCAGGACCUACCAAGACAUCUGAACAGCAGCCCUCCACCACUGAGACCCUUAGAGACUCAUCCUCCCACCAGCUAGGGAGUGAGCUGCCUUUUGCAAAAGACUUAUUCUAAAGAGAAAAAGAGAAAGGGUAUUUAUUUUUGUAUAACACCCCUAUUUAUAUAUUUAUGCACUUGUAUAUAGAUGUAUAUGUGCCUUUUAUAAUGCUAUGGAGACAGAAGGCAUCCUCAGCAAGGUCACAGGAGGAGCCAGGAGACAAGGCAGCAGCUCUGGGUGGCACCAUCAGAGCACACAAUGGAAUCAGCCGGACAAGGGACACUGCGGGACAUGGGUCCAAACAGAGCUGCCACCACCAAGCGCCAGCACCCUCCUGCAGUGAGGGCUUCACAACAAAUAAUGCUGUCCAAAAGGUCUUCUCCUCUCCCCCCAAGGAAGGUUUGUUCCAGGAACACACUCCUGCGAAUGGACUGGAGUUAAGCACUCUGAUAUCUGCCUGAUCAACUUAAACAACCUUUCACAUACACGCCAUCUGCAGCCGCCUAUCUGUAAAGACAAAUCCACGCUUUAACAUCUAAAAUAAAGGCUUUAGUCUUGCUGUGCCUGGCUCUAUGCUAAUUCCUCACACAGAAUGAGCCUUCUCUUUUUCACUUGCAGACAUACAGCAAGCAGGACACCUGGAGAAAGGUGACAUUUUCCUGCAGUUAGAGUUUUCCAAAUAGUCGCUGGUGGUACUUAGUCUCGGGUCUUCCUGCUCCCUGUCUCCAGCUGAGUCUCUGGGUGUCUGGUUACCCAGCUGGCACUGGAUGUAUUUGCCCUUUGUUAGGCAAGGGAUUGGUUCCAGACAGCCCCUUGCCUGUGGCUCCAGCCAUUUCCCACCUCCCAGGGCACAACCUCCAGCUGCACAAGAGCUCCCAGCUCCAGCCGUGCUCCUCAGCAGGGACCCCUAAAGGCAGGCUGCACUCACACGCCUGUGCUGGGACCAGCAGGGAGUGCCUGUGCUGGCUGGGAUGUGGCUGGAGCCCUGCUGGGCAUACACCAGACAGAGACACAAAUACCUGUGGCGGGAGGUGGGGAGGAACAGCAAGAGCAGCUGGGGUUGUUUAAUUUAUUCCAUUAAAAAUUAGCACCUCAGGAGCCUUGCAGGGAAAGAACACAAGCCCUCCACCCUUGGGAUGGAGGAAGGUUUCACAGACAGGGUAAGUGCUAUAAAUAAUCACAUACUGCCACCACACCAAAUUAGAGAGGCAAGAAAGAGCAACACCUGAAAACACAGAGCUUGGCCCUCUAACUGAUCAGGCAGGUGCAAGGCAGUGGAAUUGCAUGCUGACUUUGCAUGGUUACACGCUCCUCCUGCCAGGUAAAUGCCAUAUCCUGCCCUGAGGAGAAAGGCCUUUUGCUUUCUCCUGGCCAGUAAUAUGUCCUUUGACUGCAACUAGCUCAGUUAGCAGAGCAGGGUCACUGCUGCUCAGCAGUAACAAAUGCUCACUUGAGUUAGACUGCUUUUACCAUUUUUGAGAACAAGGUAGCAAACCAGUAUUUGUCCCUGUGAAACUUCAAACCAGCUUUCCACAGCCACUUGUUUGAAGAGUAGACAUAGACAUAAUGCACACACAUGGACACACACAGGGCACCUUGUCCAGUGCAACCCUUGGCAAUGCACUGAUAACAGUACUGAGUAGUUUUAUUUGCUGUUUUUUUAUUCCAUAGUUGUUGUUACAAUUGUAUUUUGAUAGAAAAAACAAAUAUAA
This is a messenger RNA of Prinia subflava (tawny-flanked prinia), 5515 nucleotides long. RefSeq names its product BOC cell adhesion associated, oncogene regulated (gene BOC). The record is from RefSeq and is a predicted model, not a curated record. NCBI's taxonomy places the organism in Eukaryota, Metazoa, Chordata, Aves, Passeriformes, Cisticolidae. Gene Ontology annotation, cellular component: axon. Gene Ontology annotation, biological process: cell-cell adhesion; axon guidance. Gene Ontology annotation, molecular function: protein binding. The transcript is spliced from 19 exons. Bases 519 to 3845 code for a protein of 1108 amino acids.